Penicillium vulpinum is the source of this 597-nucleotide messenger RNA. RefSeq lists its product as uncharacterized. The coding region runs from base 1 to 597 and encodes 198 amino acids. The record is from RefSeq and is a predicted model, not a curated record. The transcript has a single exon. NCBI's taxonomy places the organism in Eukaryota, Fungi, Ascomycota, Eurotiomycetes, Eurotiales, Aspergillaceae.
AUGAUCAUCCGUGACAAGGACGAAGAGAGCGAGUGCGAGACCGAGGAGGAUUGGUCUUCCGACAAGUCUAUUAGCAACGCCUGCUCCUCCUCGCCCUCAUCUUCAUCAUCUUUCUCUUCUUCCUCGUCUUCCUCCUCUUCAAUUGACAAGAACCCCACGGAACUAAGAGAGAAGCAGAUACUCGAGCAGCAAAAACAGGAGAGAAGGAAUGAGAGAGAAGAGAGAAAGAAAGAAAAGAGGAAGAGGAGUGAGGAAAGGAAGGAGAGAAAGGCGAAGAGGAUGAAGGGGGAGAACCCGCAACGGAAGCACGACGAAGAAAACCACGGGCCAAAGGAGUCUGCGGCACAGAGACAGAUAUCCACGCCCGAAAAGCAGAUACGAAGGGCCGCGACGUCAAUGUCUGAUUUGACAUCGGAAAAUGAGUCAAUUGACCAGGCCAUGGAUCUACGAGAGGCCGACGGCAGGUCUUCUCAAAAGCGCAAGGCCAAUGAGUUGGACGACGAAGAUGAGAGAGUCAGGACCCUAGCCGCGAAGAGGGGAAACAACAUGAAUAAGAGAUGCGAGCCUAAAAUGUUGAGAACAGAAACGAAUCGCUAA